Molecule: messenger RNA, 936 nt
Organism: Paraglomus brasilianum
Lineage: Eukaryota; Fungi; Glomeromycota; Glomeromycetes; Paraglomerales; Paraglomeraceae
Source: the annotation of a GenBank genome assembly
AUGGCAUUUCAUAGACCCCAACCCCCCAAUCGAUCAACUCAUAGAUUAACUACAGAUAAAGAAUUCGAGUUAGAACAAAUUAACCAAGAACUCCAGGAGAUAUUACAAUCGGAGGUAGCUAUCAACAAGUCGAAUGAGAAAUAUAUAAAGGAUCUGGAACGUAAAUAUACCCAGUGUGAGAAUGAAAUUCAAUCUCUCAAUAAAGAACUGGAAUGGCUUGAGAAUGCUUCGGAGGAAGAAAAGGCGGAGUUGAGAUCGGAAAUAUCAUCCCUUAAAAAAAGCUUAUAUCAAGCUAAAAAGGAGGUCCGAGAUAAGAUAUCUUAUAUCGAUAGUAUAGAGAAGCAAUUACAAGAAUCGGAAGAACGGGUUCAAAAUUUAAGGCAUAGAUUCAAAGUUAUUUCUUCGAGAAGAAGCUCUCCAAGUUUAUAUAAUUCAGAAGAAGAUACAGAUAUGGCAAAUCUUGACCUUUUUAUACAAAUUGAUCGAGGCUUAACUCGAAUUGAAAAUCACAUCCGAGGUGCUGGUACUCCAUUAAAUAAUCCUAUCAAUAUUAUAAAUGGCAUUAGAGGCUCUUUGAAUGCUGUCCGCCUUAAUUACCAAAACGCGUAUCAGGAUAUAGAUGGUGUUAUAGCCCAACGAGAUGAUCGGAAUAAUCAAGUAUUGCAGUUGCAACAAGAUGUCAAUUAUUUGAGAGAGCAAAAUGCUAAUCUCCAGAAUCAAGUUAAUCAGCUUAUUCAGGAGCGAGAUACCUUACAAAAUUAUGUUAAUCAACUUAUAGCAGAGCGAGAUACCUUGCAGAAUCGUGUCAAUCAACUUGCUCAAGAUCUCGAUAACAGCCAACACGGAUAUAAUUUACGAGGGUAUUUGUGGUAUAAUGUUACCUUGGCAUUAGAAAAACAAUCUAAACUCAGGCGUCCUCUCGAAAUUAUUUAUAAG